CUGCUGAGCCAGCUCCCCCUUUGUGCCACCAACCAUACAGCCUGGUGGCUGCCAGACUAUAAAAUGGGGGGUCGGCCCCAGUCACCCACCGCACCAGCUUGCCUGUCUUCUAGCAGAAAGUAGCAGGUCCCCAGGCCUUUGCAGGUGGGAACCAUGUCGCAGGCUGCCAAGGCCUCAGCUGAAGCUGCCGUGAACCCAGGGCCUGAAGGAAAGGGGAAGGGGGCUCCUCCUGCAGCACCUGCCCCAGGACCCGCCCUGGCCCCAGCGUCUGCGCCUGUGCCCACCACCAAAGUGGGAGACCUGCCUCCUGGGAGCUACAAGCUGGUGGUGUUCGAGCAGGAGAACUUCCAGGGACGUCGGGUGGAAUUCUCCGGGGAGUGCUUGAACCUGGGAGAGCGGGGCUUCGAUCGAGUGCGCAGCCUCAUGGUCGCCGCAGGACCCUGGGUCGCCUUUGAGCAGUCCAACUUCCGGGGGGAGAUGUUUGUCUUGGAGAAGGGUGAGUACCCGCGCUGGGACACAUGGUCAAGCAGCUACCGCAGUGACCGGCUCAUGUCCUUCCGGCCUAUCAAGAUGGAUUCCCAGGUGCACAAGAUCUACCUGUUUGAAGGUGCCAACUUCAAGGGCAACACCAUGGAGAUCCAGGAGGAGGAUGUACCCAGUCUCUGGGCCUAUGGCUUCUGUGACCGUGUGGGCAGCAUGAGGGUCUCCAGUGGAACCUGGGUCGGCUAUCAGUAUCCUGGCUACCGAGGGUACCAGUACCUCCUGGAGCCUGGCGACUUCCGGCACUGGAACGAGUGGGGGGCCUUCCAGCCGCAGAUGCAGGCCGUGCGCCGCCUGCGUGACAGGCAGUGGCACCCAGAGGGCUGCUUCCCCGUCCUGGCUGCCGAGCCCCCCAAGUGAGUCCACUCUCUGCUCUUCUUCCUCGCCCCUUCCUCAGUCUCAAUCCCGUCUUCUCCAUGCAAAUAAAAGUUUCUCAAGCCAAA
Manis javanica (Malayan pangolin) is the source of this 983-nucleotide messenger RNA. RefSeq names its product crystallin beta B1 (gene CRYBB1). Gene Ontology annotation, biological process: lens development in camera-type eye; visual perception. The record is from RefSeq and is a predicted model, not a curated record. Gene Ontology annotation, molecular function: structural constituent of eye lens. Lineage: Eukaryota; Metazoa; Chordata; Mammalia; Pholidota; Manidae.